CGAAGAAGAGAGUUUUCCGGUUGCCCUGCACUUUUCACAGUUUUACUUGGUUUUUACGCAGAUUUUGUGUAUCUUCCAUAUCGUGUUGUCUUCGAAAGUGACCAGAAAUGCUGGAUCUCCUGUUCUCCACGCACAAGAAGGUCUCCACUGUGCCUCCGAUCGACACAAACAAUUCCAAGAACUUUGUCACCGUGUCUUCAUGCAAUAUCAUUGCGUUCACGUCCAAUUUCGAUCUCACGACUGGAGCUUAUGGGUAUCAUUGCUAUAUAUGCGACGUGAACACGCCGUGGAAUGUGUACAAGGUGACGUCUAACAAGUAUCCCAUCUCGAUCCUCGCCUGGGAUGUUCUCGGGAAGUAUCUCCUGGUUGGCGAUACCUUCGGCUCAAUAUGCAUCUGGAUGCAGAAGGACAACUUCCUCUCGGACUGGACUCACGUGUACACAGCCAGCUUUCCGGGCGAGUGCAUCAUAAAGGCAGUGUUCUUCCACAAUGGCAGGAAGAUUGCCUUCAACAGUGACAAGAAGGAGGCUUCUUCCUACUCCGACAAGUUUCAGAAGGUGAAGUUCUUUCCCAGCGUGCGUCAGUUCGGUGGGGUGCCCACUGAGGGAUUCCUGGUGAUUACGGCGAGUGGCUUGAUUGGCGCUGUGGCGAUUCCCCCGGAUCAGCCAACGCCAGCAACCCCUGCUGCUCCUGCCAAUCCUCCAGCCCAGGCAGGAGCUGCUCAGCCACCCCCACCUCCGCCACCGGCACCCGUGACGCCGCACAUCUUAACCACAGUGACGGAAAGCCUGGGCCAGACGCGGAACUUCUACACAGCCGCUGAUGUUUGCUAUGGGAAGAACGGACACUUCCUGAUCGCCGCCUCAAACAGCCUGUGCCAGAAUCAGGCACUCAUCGUCCAGUGCUUCAGGGUGAUUGUGAAGAAGAGCGACGAGAAGCUCACCAUCACAAGUCACUCUCUGCCCAGUUUCUUCCUGAAUGAGGGCAUCGGAAGGGAUUUGCCCGAUUUGGACCUCCUGAAGCUCAAGUGGACGUUCCAGGAAGACACGGACACACUCAUUGUGGCGAUGAACUCAAGUAUCGGUGGAUUUAUUGAGGUGUGGGGCUUGGUUGAGAAAUCCACGCCCAUUCACAAGCUCUUUCAGGCCAACAAGUCGGAGGUUUUCAAGGCAUUUGUCUGGACGCCGCAGAGUCACUUCCGCUACUCCUCGAAGAUCCUCAAUAUCUGCACUAGCAAACUACAGCUGGGCUCUUCCGGGUACAUCUCAGUGGUGAUGGCAGACAACUCUGUCUUCUGCCUCAAUCGCGACACGCUUAGCAAGGCCGCGUCGGCCAGCUUAACCGUUGCUCAUCGGAUAGACAUGGCUGAGAGCUCGAAGCAGGUGAAGAUGAGCUCCAUGCCGCGGGACAUUGACGCUUCCUGGAUGGGACACUUGCUAGUGUGUCUAGACAACUUGGGCCAGUUGUUUGUGUUCAAGAGCAACCACUUGGCUGAGCACUUGGGCAUGCCAUCGACUAUUCAGCACACAAUUUCCCUCCUUGAAUACUGCAUAGUGGCGGGAUAUGAUUAUCUGGACAUUCUGCUGGCCAUCAAGUCCUCAACCAUUGACAACAUCGUGGAGAGAUUGUCCGAGAACUUCAAUCGGCAGGUGAAUUCCAUCCAGCAAUUCUACUACGUCAACUUCCUCACCAUGAAGACGAAUCUGUACAGAUUGUCUCCGUCUGGACAGUCGAAAUCGCAGGAUUUGGCGUGUCUGCUGAUGCUGCACUCCAUCCUGAUAGCCUUCAAGAGUCUCCUGAGGCCGUCAGAUUUGACCUGUCAUGAUAAGGGACCGGCGGAGUAUUUGGCGAUGGGAUUGUCGGAAUCCAACACGGAUGUGGACAAAGUUCUACUGAAUCUCGAGGCGAAGGACUUCACAGUGGAACCAUCAACGCUUCAGAGUCUCCAGCAAUUGAUCCAGUGGGUCUCUGAUCUGGCACUUAACAUCCUCGCUCGAUUGCCGGAAACGCGCUCGAGUGGGAACAUGAAAAACACAGGCUAUGAGAUUAGUCACGACGUGGUGGCACUCAACAGUAUCCGGGAACUCCUGGUGAUGAUUCGAAUCUGGGGCUUGCUGAAGGAGCAGUGUUUGCCGAUCUUCGCCAGAGCGGACAAUUUGGACAUCCUCUCGACACUCUUCAGACUUCUCACGCGUCUGGCAUUCAAUCCCAAUGAGCCUGACGACGUGUUGCUGGACGAAUGCUGCCUGCUGCCCAGUCAAGUGAUGAUCCCCCAAAUGCCCUUCGUCACCAUGAGAGUUUGUGUGGCGUCGCCGCUCCUGGCCAAUCUCAGUCUUCCGCUCUACUUCGAGUACAACCAGGAACCGGAGUGUCUCAAGUUCUCGGCCGACAACACGCCCAUGGACAGUGGAGGACUGUCCAGCGACAGCGUGGUGGAUUCCGUGCGUCACCUUCAGCUGGGAAAGAUGCCGCCAGUGCUGAGGAAGUGCUGCCGAUGCGGCGCCGCCACGGCGAUCAACAGUGUGGCCAGGACGGCCGCCAUGAAGGCGUGGGAGCAGCGCUGGUCCAGUGGAUGUCGCUGCGGAGGCUUCUGGCGCCUCCAGUCGUACGUGUAGGAAUCGGCUUGUAGAAAAAAAUAUUUAUUUUCACAAUGAAAGUGUAAUGUUUGUCCUUAAAUAUAAGUUAUGAGUUAUGCGAUCUGGA
Messenger RNA from Phlebotomus argentipes, 2703 nucleotides. It is a transcript of the gene MED16, whose product is annotated as mediator of RNA polymerase II transcription subunit 16. NCBI's taxonomy places the organism in Eukaryota, Metazoa, Arthropoda, Insecta, Diptera, Psychodidae. The transcript has 3 exons. The record is from RefSeq and is a predicted model, not a curated record. Bases 108 to 2615 code for a protein of 835 amino acids. Gene Ontology annotation, cellular component: mediator complex. Gene Ontology annotation, molecular function: protein binding. Gene Ontology annotation, biological process: positive regulation of DNA-templated transcription.